AUGGCGGCGCAGGCCUCAAAAGCGUUUGUGGAUCCAGAAUCGGACGACGGCAUGCACACCAAUGAACUGGAAAACCAACCUAACACAUCACAAAUAACAAAAGCUGAUCUCAAUGCAGCCCUGGAGACUCUAUCCAGCAAACUCAUCACCACAUGGCAACACACAGCAGACUCCAUGCGUAAAGACAUACAGGAGCUGGGCAAACGGACAUCACACAUGAAGGAUAAAUGUGAUGAAUUUGCCACAGCUCACAAAGAUUUGGCAACGUGGAACGCAUGGCAAUAG
This is a messenger RNA of Pelobates cultripes (western spadefoot toad), 285 nucleotides long. NCBI's taxonomy places the organism in Eukaryota, Metazoa, Chordata, Amphibia, Anura, Pelobatidae. The record is from the annotation of a GenBank genome assembly.